AUGCGUCUCGCUGUUAUCGCCCUGGCCAUCGGCCUCGCGGGCGCAGCCUCUUCCAACCCUCAUCCCAGAUCCUUAGAAUCUCGAGAGUUCUUCGCCCUUCAUAUUGACGCCGCCUCCUCUCCCGAUCAUGUUGCCCGCACCCUAGGUGCCCGAUACGAGGGCCAGAUAGGCCAACUAGAUGACCACUACACAUUCUCAUUACCGCGCGACCAAAGCCAGGAUUUCGCUGCUUUAUUGGACUCAAUAAAAACGAACAGGAAACUCCGUCGGCGAUCCGGUGAAAAUACUGCGAGUGGCGCAGACUCGCUGGACUCCAUUAUCUUAUGGUCAGAGAAGCUUGCGGCUCCUAGGCAACGACUACACAAGCGCGCACCCCCUCCUACAGAUGAUGUCGCCCGACGGUUGAAUGCCGUUCCGGAAAAGAGUCCUUCCGCCCAACAAAAAGAUAUUGUUUCGACUUUGGGAAUUACAGAUCCCAUUUUCGAGGAUCAGUGGCAUCUCUUCAACCCUUCACAACCCGGACAUGAUCUGAAUGUAACGGGCGCUUGGCUGGAAGGAGCGACAGGUAAAGGUAUCGUUACAGCAAUCGUUGAUGAUGGUCUGGACUUCGAUAGCUAUGAUCUGAAGCCCAACUACUUCGCCGAGGGUUCCUACGAUUUCAACGAAAACGGCCCAGAGCCUCGCCCUCUGCUCGAUGACGAUAGACACGGUACCCGUUGCUCAGGAGAAAUUGGUGCUGCAAAGAACGAUGUCUGUGGUGUGGGUGUCGCAUAUGAUAGCAAAGUGGCAGGCAUUCGGAUUUUGUCUAAGCCGAUUGAUGACGUGGACGAGGCUAAAGCCAUCAACUACGAGUUUCAAAAGAAUGACAUCUACUCUUGUUCAUGGGGACCCAUGGACGAUGGCAAGACAAUGGAUGCACCUGGUGUCCUGAUCAAGCGAGCUAUGGUAAACGGUGUGCAAAAAGGCCGUGACGGAAAGGGUUCGAUUUUUGUCUUUGCUGCCGGUAAUGGUGCGCAAUACGGCGACAACUGCAAUUUCGACGGAUAUACCAACAGUAUCUACAGCAUCACAGUUGGCGCUAUCGAUCGACAAGGAAACCACCCUUCAUAUUCCGAAUCUUGCUCUGCUCAGCUAGUCGUUGCAUACAGCAGUGGAUCUGGCGAUGCAAUUCAUACGACCGACGUGGGCCAUGACAGAUGUUAUUCAAACCACGGUGGUACUUCGGCGGCUGGUCCGCUUGCUGCAGGAACUGUAGCACUUGCACUGGGUGUUCGGCCUGAACUGACGUGGCGUGAUAUACAAUACUUGAUGGUAGAGACUGCAGUCCCGGUCAGCGAGGAUGACGGCAGCUGGCAAACUCUGCCAUCUGGUCGAAAGUUCAGCCACGACUGGGGCUUUGGCAAGGUUGACGCAUACUCAUUGGUCAAAAAGGCUCGCACUUGGGAGAUGGUGAAACCACAGGCAUGGUUUAAUUCGCCCUGGUUGCGAGUACAUCACGAAAUUCCCCAAGGAUCGCAGGGACUCAUCAGCAAAUUUAAUGUCACUGCUGAUCAGCUAAAGAGUUCCAAUUUCGCUCGACUAGAACAUGUUACUGUUACUAUGAACAUCAACCAUUCUCGCCGCGGUGAUCUCAGCGUGGAGCUUCGCAGCCCAUCUGGAAUAAUCAGUCACCUUAGUGUUGCUCGCAAAUACGAUGAGGCGAAUAUUGGAUAUAUUGACUGGACUUUCAUGUCCGUUGCUCACUGGGGCGACUCCGCUGUCGGUGAGUGGACAGUUGUUGUAAAGGAUACUGAGGUCAAUGGCUUUACUGGUGAUUUCGUUGACUGGAGACUCAAUCUCUGGGGUGAGGCCGUUGAUGGGUCUAAGCAAGAGCUUCACCCAUUGCCUGAUGAGCACGACGAUGAACAUCCCUACGAGGAAGCUCAUGUGGCUACGACAACCGUGCAGCCUGCGCCAUCAAAGACCGCUGUCAGCAAUCCGGAUGAUCAUCAUGAUCGGCCGGUGAACUCGAAGCCUGGGGAGCCCACACCGACCCAAGCCGCUGAUGAGGAGCUUGACGUUGUCCAUGAUGGUACCACUGCCAGCGGUACUUCCUCGCCUACUAGCACUGCCGUAUCUGACAACUACCUUUCUUCUUAUCUCCCAACAUUUGGUGCUUCUAAGCGCACUCAAGUUUGGAUUUACGCAUCUCUAGCCAUGAUCAUCGUUUUCUUCAUUGGUUUAGGUGUAUUCUUCCAACUGCAGCGUCAGAAACGCCGUCGCACCAGCCCCCAGGAUGACUACGAAUUCGAGAUGAUUGACGACGAAGACGAAAUGCAUCCUAUGACUGGAGGUGGUGGACGCACUCAGCGCCGCGGUGGUGAACUCUAUAACGCGUUCGCUGGAGAGAGUGACGAGGAGAUGUUCAGUGAUGAGGAGGAGAAACCGUACCAUGAUGGUUUAACCAACAUCCCAGAGAACGAUGACGAAGAUGGCCACUUGCUUUCUGAGAAGCAGUAA
This is a messenger RNA of Penicillium angulare, 2499 nucleotides long. RefSeq names its product kexin kexB (gene kexB). NCBI's taxonomy places the organism in Eukaryota, Fungi, Ascomycota, Eurotiomycetes, Eurotiales, Aspergillaceae. Gene Ontology annotation, biological process: protein processing. The record is from RefSeq and is a predicted model, not a curated record. The transcript has 2 exons. Gene Ontology annotation, cellular component: trans-Golgi network; Golgi membrane. Gene Ontology annotation, molecular function: serine-type endopeptidase activity. The coding region runs from base 1 to 2499 and encodes 832 amino acids.